Messenger RNA from Penicillium bovifimosum, 1065 nucleotides. Its product is annotated as FAD-dependent oxidoreductase. The transcript has 5 exons. Lineage: Eukaryota; Fungi; Ascomycota; Eurotiomycetes; Eurotiales; Aspergillaceae. Bases 1 to 1065 code for a protein of 354 amino acids. Gene Ontology annotation, molecular function: FAD binding; D-amino-acid oxidase activity. The record is from RefSeq and is a predicted model, not a curated record.
AUGAAAAGCGAAUCCAUUGUAAUCAUCGGUGCCGGUGUAAUCGGACUGAAAGUAGCCCUCGUGCUUGCUGAAAAGGGCUACGGCCAUUACACAACUAUCAUUGCAGAGCAUCUUCCGGGAGACACUUCAAUAAAUUACACUUCGCCAUGGGCUGGAGCCAAUUUCUCUGCUCUAUCAGCCAGUGAUGAGAAUGCACUACGAUGGGACAAGUUUGGGUACAAGUAUCUUCUCGAUCUUGCAGCCAAGGAUGGCAAGAAUGCCUUCGUGAAAGAAACGGCUUCAAUCGAAUACUGGGAUGAGCUACCAUCGCGAGCGAAGAUUGACUCCAUGGCUGAGUAUCUCAAGGACUUUAGAGAGAUCCCUACACAGGAUUUGCCGGUUGGCGUUGCCUUUGGGGUGAAAUUCACGACGAUCACGGUUAACGCACCGACGCAUAUUCGCUAUCUAUUGAAGAAACUCACACAGAAAUAUGGAGUGCACGUUACUCGCAAGAGGGUCUCUCAUGUCUCGUACGGCUAUCUCAGCAGGGAUACGAAGAUUGUGUUCAAUUGCACUGGAAAUGCAGCGAGGGAGUUGCAGGGAGUCCAAGACUCGAAGUGCUUUCCCACUAGAGGGCAAAUUCUCCUUGUGAAAGCAUCUCAAGUUCAGCAAAAUGUCAUGAGACAUGGGAAGGACUAUGAGACUUAUAUCAUUCCUCGGCCGUACUCGAAUGGAAAUGUGGUCUUGGGUGGGUAUAUGCAAAAGGGCGUUGGAACAUCAGAUACAUUCGGAGAAGAGACAGAAUCGAUAUUGUCACGGACAAAGGCACUGCUCCCUGUCCUGGAUUCCGACAGGACUGAGAUACUGAGUGCAUUCGCCGGUCUACGCCCUUCUCGGGAGGGAGGCGCUCGUGUUGCCAGACAACAUGUGCAAGUAGGCGCUACAGGACGACCGGGUAUCCUCGUCCACAACUAUGGCGCUGGUGGGACUGGUUUCCAGGCUGGUUACGGAAUGGCAGUUGAAGCUGUCGAUACUGUGGAAGAGGAGAUCAAAGCACUUGGUAUUCAGUCUCAACCGCGUCUUUGA